AUGAACAACAGCUAUGACAACAACUAUGUAGAUGUUGUUGAUUUAGAUGAUGAUGAAGAUGAUGUUCCUAUCACACCCCCGCCACCUCCAGUAGACACCAUCAUUGUUGACACUCCUCCUGAUCCAGCAACUCCACCAUCAAGUUCUCAACGCUCUGCCUCAUCAACUCCAACAACAAGUACAAGUGCAACGACAACGACGACAACAACAAACUAUAGUCUUCAACCUAGACAGAUGUCAUUGUCACAACCAACAUUGAGGAUGAAGAGCGAAACAGAGCAACAACAAACAAAGCUUCCUACAUUGACAUUACCAAAAUCACUUAACAAGCCAAUGUCAUUAUCACAACCAUCAUCAUCAUCAACAAUGCCAUCUCUGAAGAACUUCAAAAUAACUCUAAGAAACCCGUUACAACCAAACACGCUGUUGCUCCAGCCAUCUGGUGGCUGGCUCAACACAUCAUCCACAUCAUCAACAUCCACUCCCAAGCUUACAUUAUCGACUACACCUCUUAAGUCCCUACAGGCAACGAGUACGACACACACUCUUACACCAACAAAGACCUUCAACACAUCUUGGUCUGGUGGCGGUGCAUCAAGGUUAAAGACUGAGCUCAAGACUGAACCAUCCACUGCCACUGCUGAUAUCAAAGUGGAUUGGAAGGCAUUGGGCAACAACACAUAUGAGAUCAAUGGGUACAAUGUACAGUUCCCCUUCCCUCCCUAUGAGACGCAGGCAUCAAUGAUACAUCAGAUAUUGGAGGCACUGAAACGUGGAGAAAAUGCAUUGCUUGAGUCGGCCACUGGCACGGGCAAGACUCUGUCACUACUUUGCGCAUCGUUGGAGUGGCAGGCAACGCGUCAGAAGGAGAUAUAUGGACGACAACUUUUGCAUCAACAACAGAAACAACAGGGCGACGCAGUAAAGGCGAGGAAGAAGGCGAGGAAGGAAAACAAUGGUAAUGGUGUCAAGGUCACUUCAACAACAACAUUUGGAAACGGCGAUGAUGAUCGCGACCUUCAAUCAGACAUUUACAUGCCCAAGACCCCAGUCAAUGCCAAUGGCAAGCGACCAUCUAACCGAUCACCUCCAGGCUUUGACCCGGAGGACGACGACGAUGAGGACCCCAACGCCUGCUUCGAGGAGGAGCCUCCAACGAUAUUCUUUUGCUCCAGGACUCACUCACAGGUGAAGCAGCUCACUGGCGAACUCCAAAAGACUGCGUAUCGACCCAACAUGGUGGUGUUGGGCAGUCGCGAUCACUACUGCAUCAAUCCAGCACUGGCCGAUCAGUUCAGCAAGCGUGAAAAGUGUAACAAUCUGCUCAAGAAGAAACAGUGCGGCUUUCACAAGGAGCGAGAGAAUGCCUAUCACCUGGUCACCAGUGGCAUGUUCAAGAAGGGUGGCGAGCACCAAGUCUGGGACAUGGAGGACCUGAUGAAGGCCGGUCGCGAGCAUCACGAAUGUCCAUACUUUGCCAGUCGACAGAUGAUCGCCAAGGCAAACCUUGUCUUUUGUCCCUACAACUACAUCAUCGACCCUUCCAUCAGAUCUCACUUCAAGGACAAGUUUGAGAAGAGUGUAGUCAUAUUCGAUGAGGCACACAACAUUGAAGACGCCUUGAUGGAUGCAUCCAGCUUUGAUAUAAAGAAGGAGGACUUGGAGGAAGUUGUGUACCAGAGCUUGAAGCCUGUACUAAUGCAAUCUCUACUCCCAGACGAAAUUGUCAAGAGCGUUCGUGUGCUGUUUGACAUGGGAGAGAGUAUACUAAAGUGGCUCAAUGACAAGGCGAGUACACUCACUGACAUUGACUUUGAGAAGCAAGCCAAUGUGUGGCCUGGAUCACAGAUUAUUGGAGUGUUGGAAUCGAUGGGAAUCACCAGACGCAAUUACAAAGAGAUCAAUGCAGCACUGGACAAACUGAGUGAACAAUCUGAUUCGGACAAGAAGGAUAACUCGGGUGGAGGAGGUGGUGGCGGCGGAGGUGGCUCUAGGAUGGCCAGCGGUCAUUUGAUGAACCAGGUUCGUAAGGAAAUGGGAAUGCCGCCAUCUAGACAAAGUAACGGCAACAAGCGAUCACUUGUGGAGGACAUCAUCUCGCCCAAGACAUUCUCAAUCUUUGAAACGAUGGCCAACACAUUCUGGUUCCUCUUUGAGAACUUCCAGUAUCUGAGCGACUUCAAACUGGUGGUCCAGAAGCAAUCAGAGUUUGCUCCUCGCGAUGGAAUGAAGUGGACACAUAGCUUUGGCAUUUGGGCAUUGAAUCCAAGAGUGGCAUUCAAGUCAAUAGCAGAACAUACUCAUUGUAUCAUAUUGACAUCUGGUACAUUGUCACCUUUGAGCUCAUUCUCGAGUGAGUUGUCCGUAUCAUUCCCCGUCACAGCAGAGUUGGGUAACUUGAACGACAUCCAAAAGAGAGUAUGGAUAGGCACGCUUGGCUAUGGUAAGAACAAUAUAAGGAUGGACGCUACCUUCAAAGGAUCAGAGUACCUCGAGUUCCAGGAUGCCCUUGGCGACGCCAUACUCAAACACAUCCAGCUCAUACCCGAUGGAGUGCUGGUCUUCUUCCCCUCAUACUUCUUCCAAGAGAAGCUCCAUGAUCGUUGGAAGACCACUGGUCUGAUACAAAGGUUACAUCAAACCAAACCAUUAUAUGUUGAACCAAGAUCAGUAAAGACCUUCCCAACAGUGCUCAAUGGUUAUAAUAACUCGGUGAAGGCCGGUAAGGGAGCAUUGUUAUUCUCUGUGUUCAGAGGCAAGGUCAGCGAGGGCAUCAACUUCUCUGACGAGUAUGCCAGAGGAGUAAUAAUCAUUGGUAUUCCAUUUCCAAACAUCAAGGACCUCAGAGUCGACUUGAAGAAGAAAUACAAUGAACAGAACCAAAGCAAAGGUUUGAUCAGUGGAAGCGCUUGGUACAACCUUCAAGGAUACCGUGCAAUGAACCAGGCAGUUGGAAGAUGUAUAAGACAUAGAGAGGACUAUGGCUCAAUCCUUCUGAUAGACGAUAGAUUCACCAAUACGAACCUGUGGUCCAAUCUCUCCAAAUGGGCAAGAGUGUGUAUCAAGAACAACAAGACUAUAGACAAGUCAUUGGAGUCUCUGCAGCAAUUCUUUGAGGACAGAAAGAAGAUCAAACCAACCAAAUGA
Acytostelium subglobosum LB1 is the source of this 3147-nucleotide messenger RNA. RefSeq lists its product as hypothetical. Gene Ontology annotation, molecular function: hydrolase activity, acting on acid anhydrides, in phosphorus-containing anhydrides; DNA binding; DNA helicase activity. Gene Ontology annotation, biological process: nucleotide-excision repair; double-strand break repair involved in meiotic recombination. Gene Ontology annotation, cellular component: nucleus. The transcript is spliced from 7 exons. The record is from RefSeq and is a predicted model, not a curated record. Lineage: Eukaryota; Evosea; Eumycetozoa; Acytosteliales; Acytosteliaceae. The coding region runs from base 1 to 3147 and encodes 1048 amino acids.